This is a messenger RNA of Mizuhopecten yessoensis (Yesso scallop), 969 nucleotides long. RefSeq names its product probable inactive 1-aminocyclopropane-1-carboxylate synthase-like protein 2. The transcript has 10 exons. Lineage: Eukaryota; Metazoa; Mollusca; Bivalvia; Pectinida; Pectinidae. Bases 1 to 969 code for a protein of 322 amino acids. The record is from RefSeq and is a predicted model, not a curated record. Gene Ontology annotation, biological process: biosynthetic process; amino acid metabolic process. Gene Ontology annotation, molecular function: transaminase activity; pyridoxal phosphate binding.
AUGACUUCGAAAAGGGCUCAAAACUCCACGAAAGAAAGUGUCCUUCUAUUCAACACCAAAAAAGUAGCGGCUUACCGUUACGAUCAUGUUACAAAUCCGCGGAUUGCUGAGAUAUCACGGUCAACUGACUGUGUGAGCAAAGACGUUCUUUACUAUUACAACCCUUGUGGAUUGUACCGAGUAAGGAAAACCUUCAGCAAGUUCAUAGAGGAACACUUCAAAAGCACGAUAAGAAUCAAAGAGGAAAACAUCAUACUUUUGGAUGGAGUGGCAGCAACACUGAAUGCACUGGCAUUUGCUCUGGCAGAUGUUGGAGAUGUUUUCCUGUGCCCUACCCCGGCGUACAUAAAUCUUAAAUACGACAUGUUAGACAUAGGUGGAGUAGACAUCUACGAGGUACCAAUGUUUGACGGUUUUAAUGUCCGUGGAGUGAUCUUAACUAGUCCAAGUAACCCUACGGGUAAAGUAUAUACCCCUCACGAACUUGCUGAUUUGAUGGAGUUCUGCAAACGAGAGGACCUCCACGUCAUAUUUGAUGAAAUAUAUGCUUUGUCGACACAAGGUCAAGAUUGUUUUACAAGUGUUUUGUCUAUGCCCAUUCCUGAUCCAGACAAGACUCACUUCAUUUGGGGUUUAAGUAAGGAUUUUGGAUUAUCAGGAUUUCGAUGUGGUGUUGUGUAUUCCCAUGAUGUGAGGGUCAUCAAUCACCUGAAGAAGAUGGCAAUGUUUUGUUCCAUACCUGCCCCUACACAAAUGUUGAUCAAUGGCAUUCUGUCCGACACAGAAUGGCUAAACAACACCUACUUCCCUACCUAUUACAACAGAGCAAAGGAGACUUAUAAACUAGUGAAAGAUGUACUGGAUGAGUUGAAUAUUCCUACAGCGUACAGCUGUCGAAAUGUGAUCUUCUUCUGGAUGGAUUUAUCCCAGUUAAAAUCGUCUUCUGGGGUCGACUGUGGGUUCAAAUGA